This is a messenger RNA of Synchiropus splendidus (mandarinfish), 2559 nucleotides long. Its product is annotated as extracellular calcium-sensing receptor-like. The record is from RefSeq and is a predicted model, not a curated record. Gene Ontology annotation, molecular function: G protein-coupled receptor activity. Gene Ontology annotation, biological process: G protein-coupled receptor signaling pathway. Gene Ontology annotation, cellular component: membrane. The transcript is spliced from 7 exons. The coding region runs from base 1 to 2559 and encodes 852 amino acids. NCBI's taxonomy places the organism in Eukaryota, Metazoa, Chordata, Actinopteri, Syngnathiformes, Callionymidae.
AUGAUUCUGACAACACCUCUGCUGCUUCUCUUCUCUCUGACUGUCAGAGGAGUGAAGUCACUUUGUCAGACCUACGGAACCAAAGAGCUCGCCCAGUUCUCUAAAGAGGGAGACGUCAACAUCGGGGGGAUCUUCUCUUUCCAUCAGAACCCCGUUGAUGUCAAUCCACCCCUCAGCGUCAACCCAGGGAGUGUCCGCUGUGAAGGACUCGACCCCGGUGAGCUGCAGUACGCGUUCACCAUGAUGUUUGCUAUAGAGGAGAUCAACAACAGCUCAGAGCUUCUGCCAGGCGUGAGGCUGGGCUACAGGAUCUUUGACGCCUGCCCCAGCAUCCCCCUGUCAAUCAGAGCUUCCCUCAACCUAAUGAACAGAUAUGAAAGCGGAGCCAGCAGCUGCAGCCGGCUGUCCACGGUACACGCUGUCAUCGGGGAGACUACGUCCACCUCCACCAUCGGCAUCGCCCGCACGAUGGGACCUUUUCAUAUACCCGUGAUCAGCCACUCAGCCACAUGCGCCUGCCUGAGCAACAGGCACGACUACCCCUCUUUCUUCAGAACCAUACCGAGUGACCUUUACCAGAGCCGGGCGCUGGCUAAGCUGGUCAAGCACUUCGGCUGGACGUGGGUCGGGGCGAUCAGAACCAACAGUGACUAUGGCAACGAGGGCAUGGCCACCUUCCUGGACGCGGCCGAAAGAGAAGGCGUGUGCGUGGAGUACUCCGUCGCUAUUUACAGGACCGACCACAGAAAAUGGUUCCUAGAGGUCGUGGAUAUAAUAAAGAAAUCCACCUCCAAGGUCAUCGUGGCCUUCGCUGACGGCACCGACCUGGACAUCCUGAUUAAAGAGCUCCACGCUCAGAAGGUGACGGGCCUGCAGUGGGUCGGCAGUGAAGGCUGGAUCACGUACCGCUACAUUGCCUCGCCUGUUAACUACGCAGUGGUCCAGGGAGCUGUGGGAUUUGCGGCACUCAAUGCUCACAUCCCGGGACUGCAGGAGUUCCUGGUGGACAGCAAGCCCUCCACAGCGCCUGGAAACCAGGGACUGUUGGAGCUGUGGGAGAAGGUGUUCAGCUGCAGCUGGGGGUCACCUCCGGCAUGCACAGGCAGGGAGUCUCUCGGAGACACUAAGUCCCGCUUCACCGACAUAACAGAUGCCAGUCUGCUGAAUAACGUCUACAAGGCGACGUACGCCAUCGCACACGCGCUGCACAUGCUCUACACUUGUGAGAAUAACCUCGGGCCUUUUGAGAACAACUCAUGUGCGGAUAAGAAAAACGUUCAGCCGUGGCAGGUCCUGCAUUAUCUAACAAAGGUCAACUUCACCACAAAGAUCGGUGACGAGGUCUUCUUCGAUGAGCAGGGCGACCCGGUCGCCCGCUACGCUCUGGUGAACUGGCAGAUGGACCAGACAGGUUACAUUGUGUUCAAGACCAUUGGCUACUACGAUGCCUCCAAACCAGAAGGUCAACAGUUUGAGAUGAAGUCAGGAGUGGAGGCCAUCUGGGCAGGAAAUAAUCCAGAGGUUCCUCGGUCCAUCUGCAGCGAGCACUGCCUGCCAGGAACCCGCCGAGCGUUUGUUAAAGGGAAACCAGUCUGCUGCUUCGACUGCAUCCUUUGUGCCGAUGGAGAAUUCAGCAACACCACAAAUGCAGUGAAAUGUGACAAAUGUCUUCCUGAGUACAAAUCCAACCAGGAGAGGAACAACUGUGACGCCAAAGCUGUCGAGUUCCUCACCUUCAGAGAACUGAUGGGGAUUCUUUUGGUCAGCUUCUCUGUGUUCGGUGCCUGCCUCGCGAUGACCAUCGCGCUGGUCUUCUUCCGCUACAGGCAGACUCCUAUUAUCAGAGCCAACAACUCGGAGCUCAGCUUCCUGCUGCUGUUCUCCCUGACCCUGUGCUUCCUGUGCUCCCUGACCUUCAUCGGCCGGCCCACCGAGUGGUCCUGCAUGCUCCGUCACACCGCCUUCGGCAUCACCUUCGUCCUCUGCAUCUCCUGUGUUCUUGGGAAAACUGUUGUUGUGUUGAUGGCUUUUCGGGCGACACUGCCAGGAAGUUCUGUCAUGAAGUGGUUCGGUCCCUUCCAACAGAGACUCAGUGUCCUGAGUUUUACUCUGCUGCAGGUUAUAAUUUGCAUUCUGUGGCUAACCAUUAAUCCUCCGUAUCCCAUUAAGAACAUGACCCACUAUAAGGAGAGGAUCAUCCUGGAGUGUGCGCUCGGAUCUCCGGUGGGCUUCUGGGCCGUGCUGGGAUACAUCGGGCUGCUCGCUAUCCUCUGCUUCAUUCUCGCCUUCUUAGCCAGGAAGCUGCCGGACAAUUUCAACGAGGCCAAGUUCAUCACCUUCAGCAUGCUGAUAUUCUGCGCCGUCUGGAUCACCUUCAUCCCGGCGUACGUCAGCUCUCCAGGGAAGUUCACCGUGGCGGUGGAGAUUUUCGCCAUCCUGGCCUCCAGUUAUGGGAUGCUGUUUUGCAUUUUCCUGCCCAAGUGCUACGUCAUUUUGCUCAAACCGGAGAACAAUACCAGGAAACACUUGAUGGGGAAAUUCACCUCAAGAGCCCUCUAG